Ostrea edulis (European flat oyster) is the source of this 2502-nucleotide messenger RNA. RefSeq lists its product as uncharacterized. Gene Ontology annotation, biological process: double-strand break repair via homologous recombination; telomere maintenance. Gene Ontology annotation, cellular component: nucleoplasm; chromosome; cytoplasm. Lineage: Eukaryota; Metazoa; Mollusca; Bivalvia; Ostreida; Ostreidae. The record is from RefSeq and is a predicted model, not a curated record. The transcript has 2 exons. The coding region runs from base 589 to 1989 and encodes 466 amino acids. Gene Ontology annotation, molecular function: ATP binding; four-way junction helicase activity; nucleic acid binding.
CAUAAAAUUGAAGAAAUCAAACCCUGGUUCUAAAACAAAAUUCUCAAUUUUGGUAUAGAGCAUUUUUAAAAGUACCGUCAAUCCAGAGUCCUUAGAUUUACAAUCUAUGUUAAUUCCCCUUGUCCCAUAAAGAUGCUUAAAAGAAAUUUGAAAAGAAUUGGAAGGGUGGUUAUCAAGAAAAAAUAUUAAUGUUCAAUUAACGUCUUAUGAUGACUGACGCAGACAAAUAGCAACAUGUAUGUCACUUGAGUGAUUCUCAACAUUGACCUAAUUAGAAUUAAUCAUUUUUACAAAUGAUACUGAGCUCAUACUCAUGUGUACAUAUAUAUGUGCGUCAUUGGCAACAAAACAACUAGUCUUUUUGAGUAUGUUAAUUAAGUGAAGUAAUAAAUUUUUUUAGGAGGUUGUGAUGAAAACGUUUCAAGUCAUCAUGUCGCAUAAAAAAUGGAUGGUCUCAUGUGAUUAUUCUAGAGAAUUCAGUUUCCAUGCUGGCUCAUCGUCGGAAACCCACGGUUGAUUACGCUUCGUUCCUCUCUCCAUCACCCGUGGGUCCAUUCAUACCUAUUCGCUCGUUCUCAUGAAUAAUUCAUGAGGCAAUUGAUUGGGCGCUUUACGUAUACCCUGAGCGAAUUCGUCCAAUCAAAAAGACGCUUUCAGUCCAAUUUCGGUAUACAAUUCAAAAUGGCGAUUGCUGAACGGUUCGGAAUAAGCAAAUUAAAGGAUUUCCAAGAAGACACCAUAAACAAGUUGUUAGAAGGAAGAGAUGUAUAUUUGUCAAUGAAGACAGGGGGCGGGAAAAGCUUAUGUUAUCAAGCUUUCCCAUUGUUGUGGACUGAAAAACAUCGAAAUCCCAGCAAUGUUUUAGUGAUAACCCCUCUGAUUUCAAUAAUGAAAGAGCAGUGCGAGUCUUUGAUGUCACUUGGAUUUACUGCGACCUACAUCGGAAGAAACUCAGAAGAAGAUGAUCAAAUAACAGAUGAGAAGUUUCAGUUUUUAUUUACCUCUCCGGAAGCGAUUUUAUCCGUUACGAAAUGGCGUGAAAUGGUGACCAGGAGCCAGCACUUCAAAUUGAUUGUUGUAGACGAGGCCCAUACUGUUUUACGAUGGGGAGAAAGUGGUUGCAGAGGUGAUGAACCUUUCAGAGUGUGGUAUGGUAAAAUUGGAGAAAUACGAUCCCUGAUUCAAUGCCCUAUUUUACUGAUAACUGCAACUGCUAACAAGGCAGCUAGAUCUGACCUGAAGAGAAAGUUUGCCAUGAAUGAUUGCUUUGAAUUGAUUGACAAUCCUGAGAGAGACAAUAUUAAACUCUUUGUGAAAAAGGUCAAAAGUACAAUACCAAUAGCAGAUUUAUUCUUGUUUUUAGUAAGAUUAUUGAAGGAAAAAAAAGAGCUAUGUGAACGUUAUAUUAUUUUUUGUCCUUCUAUCAAGUUAUGUGGAGAUGUAUUUAGUGCAUUUAAGAUGGAAAAAACUCAGAACAUUGAUAUGUAUCAUUCAAAAACAAUUGAAACUGUAAAAGAAAAUAUUAAACAGGAUAUGCAGGAUGAAAAUGGUAAAAUAAGAGUAUUGAUUGCAACAAGUGCUGCAGGAAUGGGGGUUAAUUUUAAAGGUGUAAACAAUGUAAUUCACUUUGGUCCACCAAAGGAUAUGGAUUCUUUUGUACAGCAGUUAGGUAGAGCAGGACGAGAUGGUUCACAAACAGCAAUGGCCUUAUUACUUUAUAAUUCAAGACAAUGCAAAAAUUUAGAUGAUGAUAUGAAAAAGUACAUUGAUAACUCGGAUAAGUGCAGGAGACAAGUUAUGUUGUCUGCGUACAACUAUGAUCCAGCAGAAAACAGAGUGAAGCAUUUAUGUUGCGAUAUAUGUAAUGCUAGUUGCUCAUGCGGAAAAGACAAUUGUAAUGAUUAUGAACAUUCAUUCAUGGAUUAUGAGGAACUACAAGAAACAUCUUCUGAUAACUCUGAGAGUGAAAGUGAUACCGAUUCUUUCUAAUUGCUUGUAUUUAACCAUUUAAUAUUGUCUGAAAGACUACUAGUAAUGUUCAGUAUUUGUCAAGUUAUUGACGUGUAAAAAAAGAGCAUUAAAUUUUUGGCUGUUAUUUUUAUACUGUAGUUCAGAGUUGGACGAAAUUUCAAUAUUGACCUUUGAUAUCUGCCAAAUAUUUGUGAUAUGAAGAAUUUUCUAUCUCAGGUUAUUUGUAUAAUCAAAAUAUUAUAUAUGGAAAAUAUGUCCAUUUUAUUUAAACCCUUCUGAAAAAUUGUGGUAUAUUUCUGUCCCCUCUCAUUUUUUCUACAGAUUAUGCAGACAUGAAAGAUAAUUGUGUGAACAUGCAAGAAAAUUCUGUUCAUAUAAAUAAGUCAAAUGUUACGAUAAGUAUGUCACAAGAAUCAACAUAAUAAUCUUGCUUGUUGACAUAAGUAUAUUUCAAAUUACAUAUUAAUUUUUCAUGUUAAUUAAGUUGCAUACCAUGAUGUACAUGAGGUAAUAAAUUGCCAUUAGUGGUCA